AGACGUUCUUGUUCUGCCCUAAGCUGAGUUCCAUUGCCGCGGGAGGGAGAUUCGGUAUUCUGUCGGGGGAAAGGUUAUCGCCAAUGCGGUACAGGAGAGAGCGCUGAAAUCCGGGAGCAUCAUGGCCGCGUUACUCGGAGAUGAUGACUUUGAUCAGUUUGAUAAGCCUGGUGCAGAAAGAUUUCGGAGAAGAAGAACUGUCGAUGAUGAAUGGGACAGCGAACUGGAGGAUGAUCUGCUCGAGGAAGAUGCAUUGCCAGGGAAAAAGAGUUCACUAGAUCUGUCAGAUGAAGAGUUAAAUGAUGAUCUUUUACAAAGCGACGAAGAGGAACAGGAGCCAAAUUACAGUGGCCAAGGAGUUGCACUUAGUUUAAACGCUACUGCCGGGGGUUUUACAUCCUUCGAGUUGUCACAGAGCAUAAAUGAAGACCCUGAAGUUGACCAGACAGAAUUGGGAGAGGAUGAGGCUGUGUACGAGGAAGUUGAGGAGCCCGAAGCCUGUGCCGAGGAUUUUGCAGAUGCAUACGAAGAAGCUGAUGAGUUGCUAGAAGAGCCUACAGAAUAUAUGGAAGAAGAGACCACCGAUGAGGUGUUAGACCUUGAGAUCAAUGAACCUCUUGAUGAAUUUCAAGAGGAGGUUUACACUCAGUCAUACAGGAGGCAAAAAAUGAUGCGACAAGCAGAAUAUGCUGAGGAUAACAUUGAAGAACCAGAAGAGGAAGAAGCAGUCGAAGAAACAAUAGAAAGACAAGACCCAGCCAAUGACUCUGAGGAGAUCCCUUCUGAGUCUCAAGAAAUGGCCCCUGAAACAAAAGAAUAUUCUGAUGAAGAUGAUGAGGAAGAGGAGGAGGAAGGGGGUGGCCGAAUACGUUUUAAAAGUGAGCGUAAAGAAGGGACAAUUAUUCGACUGUCUGAGUCGGCUCGUGAAAGAAGAAACAUCCCUGAAACUUUAGAUCUCUCUGCUGAAGACAAAGCAUCUCUGCAGGAAUUUGAGGAGAUGCAGCGUCUACGCAAGGGACGAUACACGUGUAAACGAGGCAGGCGUGGAGGCAACAAUUCAAUGCCUCGUGGAAUGGGAGAGCAGAGGCACGACAGCAAUGACCGGCGAAUCCGGGAGCAAAGAUCAUCUCAUGGGCAACCCAUCCGUAGCCUGUUUCACCAAAACCAGAUUCAGCCUCUUCUUCCCAUGCCCCGUUCUCGGAAACCUUUGGACGCCAUGACCUCACCUCCCCUGCAAGAAAAACAACGAUCGGUCAGGAAAACUUUGUCAACACCGCAGCAAUCGAAAAAUAUACACAUAAAUCCUCAUUUUAAAGGCAAUGUUGUAACACCUGUUCAAGUGCCCCUCUUACCAGCCCCUAACCAGCCUCGACCUCCUCUCGGGCCACCAAGGUUUCCAGGAAUGCCAGAGUUCCCACCUGUUCCAGGCCCUGUACCCGGCAACUUCAACCCACCCCCCAGACUACAAGAGCCAUGGCGAAAUCCACCACCACAGCCAGAGAGAGAACCAUUCUUUCUAGGAGAACCAAGAUUUCCAAACCAACAUCUCUUUGACCAGCGAAACCCACCUCCAGGCCCCCCUCCUCCACUUCUGAAUAAUAACCACCCACCUCUAAACCAAGGACAGCUUCAGUUCAGUCAAUCUGGGCCGUCGUUUAAUCAACCCAGUCAACAACCAAGGUUUAAUCAACCCAGUCAACAACCAAGGUUUAAUCAACCAGGCCCACAUCCAAAUUUUAGCCAGCCUGGCCCUCAGCCUGGAUUUCCUCCGCCAGGACCUGGUCCACAGCAGAAUUUUAAUCAGUCUGGCCCACCGCCAGGCUUUAAUCAGUCUGGGUUUAGGCAGCCAGGCCCACAGCCUGGGUUUACCCCACCUGGUCCUCAGCCUGGAUUCAUCCCACCUGGACCGCAGCCUGUGUUUAACCAGCCUGGUUUUGGUCAACCUGGCCCCCAGCCUGGGUUUAACCGGGUUGGUCCUCAGCCUGGGUUUAACCAACAAGGACUGAACCAACCAGGAUUCAACCAGCCUUCAAAUGUGGGGCCUCAUCCCUCUUUCAAUCCGCCAACACCUGGUCCAGGUUUUAAUCAACAAGGCCCGUUAACACAACCAGCAUUCAACCAAUCAGGGUUUUCAAGAGAGCAUCCAGUUAGACUCAACACACCAUCUCCAGGUCCUAUGGGAAUUCCUCCAUUUAAUCAGAGCUCUCCAAACAGACAUUUUCCGCCUCCACGACCACAGUUUUCACCAGGUCCAGGCCAACCAUUUAUGCAUCAUGUCCAACCAAAUAUUCAGGGACCUGUGCCAGCUUCAAUGCCACCUCCACACCAGCCUCACCAUACACCAAGACCUUCAAAACCUCCCAUGCCCAUACCACAGCAGCCAUUCAGACCGCAUCAACACAGCCCACAUCAACAAAGCCCACAAAUGCUUUCAAACAACAGAUUACGUCCACCUAAACCGAGAAAGGGUGUUGCUUCUCAAAAUAUGACCAUGGGUGGUAAUCCGCAAAUGAUGCACACAAGGAACAGCAACUUGCGGGAGUUACCCAUUGCACCAGCUUCCUCUUUAGACAGGAAUAAGGUGAAACCAAACUCUGCUGCUCAGGUGAAGCCAGUGGGUACCACCGCACCCCAGACGAGAGCUGUUGGCAUCAGAAAUCCUCAUAUAAUGAAGCAAGCAAAUGCCGGCAGCCAGAUGCAGGAAGAAUUAAAAUCUGAACAGUUUCCUGAUGAAGAUGACGAGACCAGAAAUUAUCGUUUAAAGAUAGAAGAACAGAAGCGAUUAAGAGAAGCGAUUUUGAAACAGAAGGAGUUGCGGCGCCAACAGCAAGCAGGAGCUAGGAAAAAGGAAUUGCUGGAAAGACUCUCGCAGCAGCAGCAACAACAACAGCAGCAGCAGCAGCAGCAACAACAACAACAGCAGCAACAGCAGCAGCAACAACAGCAGCAACCACAACAAAAGCAGCAGCAACAAACUCUUCCAGGGCCGCAGCAAGGCCCAGCUGAGCAGGAAAUAAAAGCAAUCCCUGUUUUAAAUAACAUUAACCCAAUACUACCCCACACUGGCACACAAGUACGUCCAAAUGUGAAAAAUAGACUUCUCUCUCAGAAGCCAACAAAUGUUCCCCAGAAAAUCCCUCCAGUGCAACUGUCAACUGGAACCAAUACCCCUGUUCAGGGACAGCCAAAGAAUAUUGUAAAGAAGACUGUACAGCAAAGGGUAAUGACUAAUAAUCCAGGUCAGAAAGUACAUCAAGUUCGCCCUGCUAUUAACAACACACAGUUAGGGCCACAACAGAUCGCAAAAGUUACUUCUGUGCAGGGACAGUUGCAGGCGGCCAGACCAGCUGCCCCAAAGAGGACAGUUAUGCAGAGGUCAAACAGUGCAAGCGGGGAGACUACACCUACCCCCACCAAAGUGCGCGUCAUCAAAUUAUCUGCAGCGGGAGGAGACAACGCCAAUUUAUCGACAGAGGGAAAUUUGCCAGUACAAUGUCUUCAGCAGAAAACAGUCCCACAGCAGAGGCUUCCGGUUCAACAAAGACUGGAGCAACAAAGGCCCAUGCGAAAAGUGACAAUGGCAAAAGGAACUGUUCAGCAGCCACAGCAAAAUCAGUAUCACUGUCCGCCGCCGUUUCAGGGCCAUGCACCGCAGCUACGGUCUCGCCCAGCGUCUGCAGACUCUCGUCUGAAUAGUGUUCAGGGGCAUCACCAGCCCAAUAAGGUCAUUAUGCGUGGAAGGGGCAGAGCAGUCGGAGGACAGAUGGGCCGAGGACGCAUGAUGCCAAAUAAACAGAACCUGCGUGUAGUGGAGUGCAAGCCUCAGCCGUGCGCCGUGUCAGUUGAAGGGCUUUCUUCGUCAACUACUGAUAGCCAUCUGAGAAAUAUGCUGAUGUCAGUCGGACCCAUUCAGUUGGCAAAUAACGGGCUGGAUUGCGGUGCAGUAGAGAGACCUCCAAACAAUGAGUUUCGAAAUGCUUCCUUGUCAGCGAAAAGCCAUAGCCACCUUUAAAGAACCCAAACAUGCUGCGACUUUCCAGCAGAGGUUCCACAGGUAAAUGUUCUCUUAUAAACCCUUCCAGGCACAUGAUAGAUUUGUCUCACAUCAACGUCUCACUGGUUGCCGAUUGAAUGCCGUCAUUGCGCCCCAAUCUGUCACAGCAGCCCAGCGCCAGAAUCCAAGAUGGAUCCCGGAGACUUGCUCGAGAGAUGAAGUUCGACUUUUGGAUUGACACAACGAAGAACAGAAAGACAUGUGUCCUAAACAUCAUUUUUUGGUGGAUGGGGGAUUGCAUUUAGUGAACGAGGACAUACAGAGGAACACUUACAUACACCCUUCACUGCGAGAGCCUCAUCUACUUGGAUCUGGGCAAUUUUUCUACUUCUUUCUGUAUUUUUGUUCUUGAAUGUUUGCCAUGCAUGUCAGUGGGACUGAAGUUUCACACUUUGAGGCAGAGUUAAAGUUCCUCCGUAGUGAAGAAUAUGUGAUAAUGGUUUCUCUUAUCUUCUAAGUGGAAUAUGUUAAAGUCCACUGACUUCUGGGAGCUCUUUCUGCCAAAGUUGAUCCCCUUAGCAUUUGGUUGAAAAAAAGGCAAAGUACUUAUUUUUUUUAUGCGUGUU
Molecule: messenger RNA, 4620 nt
Organism: Xenopus laevis (African clawed frog)
Lineage: Eukaryota; Metazoa; Chordata; Amphibia; Anura; Pipidae
Gene: rbm33.S
Product: RNA binding motif protein 33 S homeolog
Exons: 20
Coding region: 122-4012 (1296 amino acids)
Molecular function (GO): nucleic acid binding; RNA binding
Source: RefSeq, a predicted model, not a curated record